AUGGAGGUGUAUGUCGACGACAUGUUGGUGAAAAGCCGAACGGCAGGGGGGCAUCUGGAAAACCUGGCCCUCAUGUUCGGUAUACUAAAGGACUACCGAAUGAGGCUGAACCCAGCGAAGUGCGCCUUCGGUGUAUCUUCCGGUAAAUUUCUCGGAUUCAUGAUCAGCCAAAGGGGAAUCGAGGCCAAUCCCGAGAAAAUCAAAGCCAUAAUCGACAUGGAAACGCCGAAGACACAGAAGGACAUUCAAAGCCUUACCGGACGUGUCGCUGCCCUGACACGCUUCAUCUCCAAGGCUACCGACAAGUGCGUGCCGUUCUUCAAAGCUUUGAAAGGGGGCAAACAUCAUAUCGCAUGGACUCCCGAAUGCGACCAGGCAUUUCAAAACUUGAAGAACUACAUGAGCCAGGCACCGCUAUUAUCAAAACCGCUCCCAGGAGAAGUCCUCCUCCUAUACCUUUCGGUAUCCAACACUGCCCAAGGCACUCCAGAGCGCAGAGCUUCGGUACCCACCCUUAGAGCAGCUAGCACUGGCCCUGGUCGUCUCGGCGCGAAGGCUUCGCCCAUACUUCCAGGCGCACGAGAUCACUGUUCUGACAAACCAGCCCCUUCGGCAGGUACUCCAAAAGCCAGAAACGUCGGGCCGAUUGGUCAAAUGGGCAAUCGAGCCGUCGCCGACUUCAUCUCCGAGCUCACACCUCCUGCUAUCGGAACCAUCAUCGCCGAACGCUAUCCUUACUGCACCAGAGAAAAUGGAUACCGAACGUUUGACACUUCCGUUCCUCUCUGGAUUCUGCACGUGGAUGGCUCGGCAAACCAGCAAGGCUGUGGUGCCGGCUUAGUGUUAACCACUCCGGACGGUAGCAAAGUCGAAUAUGCCCUCCGAUUCAACUUCCGGACCUCCAAUAACGAGGCAGAGUAUGAGGCCCUCUUGGCCGGCCUUCGGCUAGCCAAGAGCAUGAGCGCGAAGCAGAUCAGCAUUCACAGUGACUCCCAGCUCAUAGCCUACGAGAUACGGCAGAUCCCCAGGUCAGAAAACAGCCACGCCGAUGCGCUCUCACGAUUGGCUUCGGCAAUAAAUGACAAGAUCGGAAGGAAGGUACCGGUGGAGAUAUUAUCCCAACCAAGCACGACAGCCGCUGAGGUGUGUACCGUUCGGUACGAAGACACAUGGAUGUCUCCAAUCUAUGCCUUCCUGACAACCGGAACCCUUCCUACCGAUAAGUCCCAAGCUCGGAAACUCCGUUACCGAUCGGCAAGAUACACAGUCAUCAACGAUGUUCUGUACAAGCGAGGCUACACGACGCCGUAUCUAAAAUGCCUACCAAGGAGCAGGGGGACUACAUCCUUCGGGAGGUCCACAGCGGAGUCUGCGGUGACCAUUCGGGAUCCCGAUCGCUCGCACACAAGGUCUUCCGACAGGGUAUUUCUGGCCGACUCUGCACCAGAUGCGAACAUUAGUCAAGAGGUGUGA
Molecule: messenger RNA, 1473 nt
Organism: Prunus armeniaca (apricot)
Lineage: Eukaryota; Viridiplantae; Streptophyta; Magnoliopsida; Rosales; Rosaceae
Source: the annotation of a GenBank genome assembly